AUGAGGAUGGACUUUCGGAUCAUCGCACUCAUUUCUCUCAUUCCCUUUUCCUAUCCUCAAUUCAUUCGAAUACAUGACAUUUCGAAUAAUCCGGGUGCGUUAAUUAUGAAAGUUGGAGAAGGAAGAAUUAGUUUAGGCUAUGAUAAGGUUUUGCACAUUAUAGAAUUAAAUCAACCUCAGCAAAGCAAUGUUGCUUUCAAAACCAAACCCGUUUUUUUAAAAGAAGGUUCCCACAUGCUAAUUCUCAAAUUCAAUCUGUAUCCAUUUAGAAUUAUCUUAAAACAAUAUAAAACAAUUAUCAACAAACUAGAAGAAAAUUCAAAUAUUAUCGAAAUAGUCAACAUUUUAAAACAAAAACAUAGCCAAGCUUAUUUUGUACUAGAAAAUCUAACUAUAAAACGAAGGAAAGCAAAAAGAUCUCUCAAUUUUCUUGGAUCUACUAUAAAAAUGAUAACGGGAAACCUUGAUAAUGAAGAUUUACUCAAAAUUGAAAAUCAAUUGGAAUCUUUGAAAUAUUCAAACAAUGCUUUAAUUACAGAAAACAAUGAACAGGUCACAGUAAAAGUUAUUUGGAACAUCAUCUUCAACAUCGAUAUGAUCCACCACCAGCUGAUGCCAAUCUUCGAAUCAAUACAACUAUCGAAACUUGGUAUAAUAUCAAAAACGUUCUUACAACCUCCAGAACUGGAAUUUACAACGCAACUGUUGGAAUCAAAAGGCAUAUCAAUUGAAAGCUACGAUCAAACUUAUGAGUUUCUGGAACCCGUAGCUUUUCAUAACGAUUCAGACAUAAUAGUCCUCAUCAAAAUUCCCAAGCUUAGACGAGGAGAAUAUGUACAACUUCAUAUAGAAACCAUUCCCAUAAACGGCAAAAUCAUCGCAAUAAACGCUACCAACGCUAUUGUUGGCAACAACGAAUCGUAUCUGGUAGAACAUCCAUGCAAUAACAUUGAGAAAAACAGUAUUUGUGACAUACAAAAUCUCUUCAACAUAUCCAACGACAAAUGUCUCCAUCCAAUAUUACGAGGAAAUCCUGGUACUUGUACUUUUACAAAGCCAUCAACGCUCUCGAAGUUCAAAUCAAUCGAAAACCUUGGAGUACUGAUAAAAAACUCCAUUGAACCAACACUUAUGCAGAACAGUUGUGGUUUUGGAUCAAGAAAUCUGACAGGAACAUACCUUGUGUCAUUCGAAAAUUGCUCCAUAAAACUCAAUGGAACGCAGUUCAACAACAAGAUUUUCAAAGGAAAAACCAAACCCACUAUCCUUUUACUCCAUUUAGUGAACGUAAAUGAAUCAGAAUUAAUAUCUGAGCCCAUCACCAAUUUGGAACUGUUACACGUACAUAACCGUCAUAAGCUAGAGCAUCUAGAAACCAUUACAAAAAGGACCAGAGUAUUCAACAUUGGAGCCAUAGUUUUAAUCACAUGUCUCGUCAUAACCUUCGUUACACUCAUCAUAAGAGAAGUCUGCAAACUUAAGCUGAAACUAAUCAUUCGAAUUCCAAUAGACAAAGUUGCAGACAGCUCACAAUCAGGAUUGAACCGAGACGGUUCAAUCUAA
This is a messenger RNA of Malaya genurostris, 1563 nucleotides long. RefSeq lists its product as uncharacterized. The record is from RefSeq and is a predicted model, not a curated record. NCBI's taxonomy places the organism in Eukaryota, Metazoa, Arthropoda, Insecta, Diptera, Culicidae. The coding region runs from base 1 to 1563 and encodes 520 amino acids. The transcript is spliced from 5 exons.